This is a messenger RNA of Malassezia japonica, 1281 nucleotides long. RefSeq lists its product as uncharacterized. Gene Ontology annotation, molecular function: lipase activity. Lineage: Eukaryota; Fungi; Basidiomycota; Malasseziomycetes; Malasseziales; Malasseziaceae. Bases 1 to 1281 code for a protein of 426 amino acids. The transcript is spliced from 3 exons. The record is from RefSeq and is a predicted model, not a curated record.
AUGGCUGUCGAUCCGAAAGUUGAACAGGCCGUGACGCUGGCAAAGCCCGCAAAGGUCAAACACCUGUCUUUUAUCGUCCGGGCUCUUUUGUUCCAUAUUUUCUUUGUACCGACCACCGCGCUGCUCCUUCCUCUCUUCGUGCUCCGUGCACUGAUUCCAUUCGGCCCUGGCCGUUACGAGGGGUGGACGGUGCUUGAGGCACUGGGCGUCUUUUUGACUCGCUAUGCCAUGCGCAACAUUAUCCGUUUCCACUUGCAGCCGAUUCCCCCUCGCGAGAAGGGCUGGCGUGAGAUGGACAACAUCAUCGGUGGCUUCCUGUCGCUCAUCAACCUGUCCGGCCCCGGUGGUCUGGUCGCCUCUGCGCCGCCGGUCGUUGAUCAGGUCGAAGGCUACAUUCGUGAGGGUCGCCGUGAUACCGACUGGUUCAACCCGCCGCCGCUGGAGGCGCUCAAGGGUAUCCUCUCGAUCAAGGUCGGUGACAACAAGGUGACCGACUCUACCCAGUACAAGGGUGCGGCUCUUGUCGAACCCAAGUGGGCCAAGACGCGUGUCAAGGGUUAUUGGUUCAUGCACAACCAUGCAGACUCGCCGACGCCUGGUCCUUCGGGCAGCCAGAAGCGCCCCGUCGUGCUCUUCUUCCAUGGUGGUGCUGGUGUCAGCUUCUCUGCCGGCGACGCGUUCCUGGGCCAGACGCUCGCCAAGACGCUCGCGAAGAAGGGUCAGGUUGAUCUGUUCUCUGUGGACUACAACCUCGCGCCUUUCGCUCCGUUCCCUGUGCAGAUCGUCCAGGCGCUGGGUGGUUACCUGCACCUGAUCAACUCGUACGGCUACCUCCCUGAGCAGAUCUUUAUCGGUGGUGACAGCUUCGGUAGCUGGCUCACUCUCCAGCUCGAGCACUACCUCCGCACAGAUGGCAAGUUUAUCACAGACAGCUGGAAGAACAAAGCAUCGACCGCGUCGGGUGUUCCUGGCCUGCUCCUCCUUUCUCCGUGGGUCUGCCCCUUCGACAUUGACACGCCUUCGCGCCGGAAGAGCGUGGAGACUGGCCAUGAUAUCCUCUUUCCCGCGUAUGCUCAUUGGGGUGUGAACUCGUUGCAGGUCGGUCCCAACUUCAAGGACCGUUUCCCCGACCUCGAGAACCCUUGGAUUGCGCCAUACUGCUUACCCCAGGCCGACAUUGGCAAGCUUCCGCCUUCUUACGUGCUUCUGGGUGGCCUUGAAGCCCUUGUCGACGAGGACCUUGCAUUUGACCUCAUCUUCAAUCACAUCUUUGUCGACUAA